Effrenium voratum is the source of this 648-nucleotide messenger RNA. The record is from the annotation of a GenBank genome assembly. NCBI's taxonomy places the organism in Eukaryota, Dinophyceae, Suessiales, Symbiodiniaceae.
AUGACGGAUCGUGUCUAUGAUGCAAUCCUCGCGAUGAUCCUCCGGCUUGAGAUCAAGCCACGCGAAAAAUUAUCCGAAGUACAGCUGUCGAAGGAACUUGGUGUUAGCAGAACGCCCGUCCGUGAAGCAUUUCUUCGCCUGGAAAGCCUGGGGUUUCUCGACAUCGUGCCACAGCGUGGAACAAUCGUGGCGCCGAUGCGGGAUGCGGAGUUUCGCAAGUCGCAAUUCAUGCGGGAAGCGUUCGAACUGGCGCUGGUACGCAGGGCCAUCGAGCUUGAGGACAAUAGCGAACUUUGCAUGGCGCUUGACCGCGAGCUAAAGCUGCAAACAGUCCACUCGGAGCUUGCUGACGAAAACUCGUUUUUCGAAUCCGAUGAAGCCUUUCACGAGGCCAUUGCUGUUCAUUGCGGGGUAGCGGAAAUCUGGCCUGAAGUGCAACGUGUCAAGAUGCACAUGGACAGGUUCAGAUACGCGAUCAGGUCACAGCGCGAAACAUCAACGAUCCUGGAGCAGCAUCGAAGAAUUGCAGAAGCAAUUUGCAAUCGCAACGAAGCCGAGGCACUGGCGGCCAUGACAUUACAUUUGCGCCGUGCCAAUCACCUGAUUGCCGAUGCAGCGAAAGAACACCCGGAAUAUUUCGAACUGUGA